Schistosoma bovis is the source of this 4000-nucleotide messenger RNA. NCBI's taxonomy places the organism in Eukaryota, Metazoa, Platyhelminthes, Trematoda, Strigeidida, Schistosomatidae. The record is from the annotation of a GenBank genome assembly.
AAUACAUAGGUAAUUUUCAAAAGAAAUGGAUUUGGUUUUGAAGUGUUUGGGAGUCAGGUCGUAGACUUAUGAUCGACAACAAAAGACUUUCUACUAAAAUAACAGGCCCUUCAUGCACAGUUGUUUCUGACAAACCAGUAGUUACAGUCGGCCGUAAAAGCCAUAUCCCUGUAGACGUAUGUCUUGACGAUUCUGAAUGUGUAUCGCGCAAGCAUCUAGAAAUACACAGAAAAAACAAGGAUAUAUAUCUUAGAUGUCUUAGUAAAAACGGAAUAUUUAUAGAUGGAUCCUUUCAUACUGGGAGGCCGGAUUUCGUUCUUUUAGUUGAUGGGUGUAAAUUAAGGUUUCCGAGUACAAACAUCGUAAUUAUUGUGGAAGUGGUCGAACUUGAACCCUUUUGUCACCCUAAAAAGCGGGCAUCUUGGAGAUCUUCACUUGAUCACACCAAUCGUGGCAAGCCUACAUUGAGUACUGAUCAAAACAAUAGAAAUAUGACAGAUCCACUAAUUUCACCAAUUCUAACGUCCAAAGGAUUUGAAGAAAACUCCCAUUCUUCAUUUUGUUUUGAGUCCGGGAAUUGUCGAAAUACUCCCGAAGAAAGACAUGAUGUUUCAUUUAACAACUUAAAAAUUGAUUGUCAGAAUACUAUUCCGGAUUUAUCCCUUAACAGUCUUCAGGGUUCAGCCACCUCAAACUGUGCAUUAUUACCGGUUGAACCAUUAUUUGUACAAUCAGAUCAAAAUUUCAAUAUUCCAGCCAUCAGAGCAGCUACAACAGUCCUUCAGAAUCUUAUUCAAAAUGAUAAUCAAUCUAAAUUCUUAAAUAUCGAUGGUGAAUCACUGUUUCAAAGCGAAAAUUCAGAUGUUGUAACUAAAAUGAAUCAUAUCGCAAGAUUGUUUGCUUUUAACUCACUUGCACAGCUAUCCCAGUUGGAUGCACACAAAAGUAGUACUCUAACAUUAUCUAACUUAGUGAAUUUUCCUUCUCAUCAGCUAUAUGACUCCAGAUCAACUGAGCUCAAUUGUUCUACAUUCAACCCUGGCUUAUCAGAUUUAACGAAAAAUCCCUUCGUAUUGUCAUCUAACUCUCCGGAAUCUCAAUUAAAAAAAUCCGAUAUCAUUGAACAAAACACCUUGACAGUAGAUGAUUUAGAUGACACUGCCGAUUCAAGUGUAGCUGCAAUACACCAGAACGUCACAGCAUAUUGUGGUGAUGAUCAUAAUGACGAUGGCAAUAAUAAUAAUAAUGGUUGCACUAUUCAAGAAAGCGAAUCAACUAUUAAUAAGUUAGCUGCAAAUUUAGCUUCAACAACCGCAAUUGAUCGGGGCUCAACAUUUCGUAAACCGCCUUAUUCUUAUGCUCAAUUAAUUAUUCAAGCUAUUGCAUCGGCACCUAAUCAACGUCUAACUUUAGCUGAUAUUUAUGCUCAUAUUUCAAAAACAUUUCCAUAUUAUAAACCACAUGAAAAAGGUUGGCAGAAUUCAAUACGUCAUAAUUUAUCAUUAAAUCGUUAUUUUAUCCGUGUACCACGUUCUCAAUCGGAACCUGGUAAAGGUGCAUUUUGGCAAUUAGACCCUUAUUGUGAAACAUGUUUAAUUAGUCAAGCAUUUCGUAAACGUCGUCAAACGUCAUCGAAGUCAUCAUCAUCAUCAGCUGAUUUAAAUCAAACUAAUAAUCCCAAUAAUAAUGCUAAUGACGAUAGUAAUAAUGAUCAAAAUCAGUAUGACGGUGACGAUGAUGAUGAUGUUGUCGACGAUGAAGAACAACAACACCAAGAAAAAAAAGAAGGUGAACAAAGAAAUGUUUUAAACGAUAAUAGCAACAACGAGAAUAGUAUUGAUAAUAAUACUAUUGAUGUUAAUAAUUCUGCAUUUCCUGUAACAUCUCGUGAAUUAUUUUUCAAUGAUAAUAGUCAACAUAAUCCAUUAGAUAAUAACACAUAUAUUGGUAAUGAUAGUAAUGCCUCAGCUUCUCAAUGUGUUUUUGUACAAUCGAAUUAUUGUUUAAAACAACAAAAUCAUCACUUGCAAAAUGUACAAUCGUUACUUCAUCCUCACUCUUUUUGCUUGUCAAAUUCAUUAUCAUCGUUAUCAACACCAUCAUCACCAUCGUCGGUCAUGUUAUCGUCAUUUGGUGAUCACCAACAACGCCAGGAUGAGUCUGGUGCAGUGUUACAUUAUUCAAAUAGUUUACCAACAGCCAAUGGAGAUCGGUAAGAUUUACUAUUUUAUGUUCCCAUUAAUAUGUAUUUGUGAAAAGAUACGUGUAGUACAUCCGCCUUUCAAUGUUCAGUAUAUAUGCGGAUAGCAAAAGUUUCUGGGUAAUUUUCUGUCCAUUUAGUAAGUGAGUGGUACAUAUAAGAGCAUAAUUUCUACUGAGGAUUUCAUUAUAAGCUGUAACUUCGCGUUUUUUUAUCUGGAAAGUUGGGUUUGGGCUACAAUGACGUGUUCAUAAAAGACAUAUGUGGAAAGCGUUAGAUUAUUAAAACGAAACUUUCAGUGAAAAUUGCACUCUUAUAUUCACCAUUCACUCACUAAAAGAACGAAAACAAUUCUCGAAAAUACUAGAUAUCAAACUUUUAUUGAACUAUGAAGAAAGGAUGGUUAACCUCACACGUAUUUAUACUGUUGAGAUGAUUGUGUUUUGAUACAAAAAUUAUUGGUCGAAAACAAAAUAAUGGUCACUGGGAUAUGGCCCCCAAAUGCCGUGGUACGACCGAGGGUGUAAAGAGUCAGCUCUUCCUCUCGAAAUGCCCUUACAUGGCCACUGCCAGGGAAGUCCUACUCACUUACUUCUCGCACCACGGGUGUUGUUUACGAAAUUGAAAGGAUGAAAAGCGAACAUAUGGCGCUUUGACCGGUUUGUUGGAUACGGAGGAUUCACCCAGGGGGGUGGAAAAUCCUGAUUCCAAACCAAUGGUGCACAGAAGCUCCAGGAUUCUGAGGGAACAAAUGGUGUAUGAACAUAUUGUUGGUCACCAGCUUCCAUGGGACUACAUCUUCUAACGUGGCUCCACUGCUUUGUGGAUUAGGUCUCUAGGUUAAAGGCUCGAGGAGUAGCUCACUAAGAAAAGCAUCUGUUUCGGUCUGAGCACCCGGGGAAUAUCACAGCCCACACAAAAAUCAGAUGAUUUAUGUGGCGCCUAUGUAUUUGGUGCCUCUCUGUACCAAUAUCUAUGUGUUCAAAUAAAUAAAUAACAAUAACUGGAAUAUGAAAAAGUUUUAACUGAGGUAGACAUGUGAUAUUUGGUAAUAAGAUAUGACUUCACUUAUAAUACAUAACCUGUCCACUUCUUUAUUAUAAAUGUCCAUACGUCUCACAAUAUAUUCAUUUAUUAAGUACAAUGGAUUUGUGUAUUUGAAUUCAUAUUUUUACAUUUCGUUUAGGAUGUAUAGCUGAGUUAAACUGUUCUGUCCACGUUCUGAUAGAUCACUUUAGAAUAGAGGAAUCAAUGGUUGAUUAUAACCGUCAAGUCACAAGUUUUAAUCCCACUAUCGAACUACUUUAGUUUGAUCAGUCGGGUAAUAAGUGCUACAUUCCUUGACAUAGAAAUUAGUAUCCCAACGAAGCUGAACAAAUAGAUGCGUACUUCGUAAAUGCUUUACGUCAAAUUAAAUUUUAGGGAAAUUACUAUGUCCAAGUGUGUUUAGUGGUGUAUAGUCUCUUCAUCAUCACAUUUCCCAAUUCAUGGUAUAUUGUUUAGUUGAAAUAAUGAGUAGAUUUAUAGAAAUGUGUUGAGGGCUAUUGAUAAUUAAGUGAUAAACAGCUUUCACUUAUAACUACUGAUUUAAUUAAGUUAUUAGUUGGGGUUUGUCAGUUAUACGCAAUGUGGAACCUGGCAUAUUUGCACAUUUCAACUUGCCACACUACAUUAACACUGCGACAUAAAAUUAUCAAGACCAAUCCUAAUAUUUUGGAAAUAUUAACGGUAUCAUCAGUAAAAGAAAAGUUUACACAUAAAUAACGUAAUUCAAGACGAGGGUCUGAAUUCGUGGAAUUG